AUGUUAUUACAAAAAAAAACCUUUGCAAAUUUUGCUUUGUAGAACAUAUACAAGUUAUAAUGACACUAGAAGAGUCUGUGCAGCAUGUUGUCAUGGCUGCUAUUCAAGAGCUAAUGAGCAAGGAAAUAGUGGGCUUUGUUGCAAGUGACUUACCUGGUGAUUUGGAGCAACAGCUAAAAAGAGCCUUAGAAGAGCUUACUGAUGUACUAGCAGAAAAAGAAGAACUGAAGCAAAGAUGUCAAGAAUUAGACUUGCAGGUGGCUGCUCUGCAAGAGGAAAAGAGCAGUUUGAUGUCUGAAAAUGAGAUUAUGAAUGACAGAUUGGAUCAGUUGGAUGGCUCUCUUGAUGAUACAAAUACUGCAGUUGCAAAAAAGUAUUUCCAUGCACAGUUGCAACUAGAACAACUACAGGAAGAAAAUUUCAGGCUUGAAACCGCAAAAGAUGAUUAUCGUGUUCACUGUGAAGAGCUUGAGAAACAGCUGAUUGAGCUUCAACAUCGAAAUGAUGAACUGACAUCUCUAGCAGAAGAAUCUAGGGCCCUGAAAGAUGAAAUUGAUGUUCUUAGGAUGGUUGCUGACAAAGCAAAUAAGCUGGAAUCAACUGUUGAGGUGUAUCGUAAAAAACUGGAAGACCUCAGUGACUUUCGCAGACAGGUGAAAUCUCUUCAGGAAACAAACAUGAUGUAUAUGCAUAAUACAGUUAGCCUAGAAGAAGAGCUGAAGAAAGCAAAUGCAGCCCGUGCACAACUAGAAACAUACAAAAGGAAGGUUCAAGAUCUUCAUAACAAACUCUCGGAAGAAUCCAAAAGAGCUGAUACGCUUGCAUUUGAACUGAAGCGUCUAGAAGAGAAGCACGAAGCAUUAAUCAAAGAGAAAGAGAGAUUGAUAGUUCAGCGGGAUGCACUGAAAGAGACAAAUGAAGAGCUAAGAUGUUCACAAAUGCAACAAGAUCAUCUGAACCAAACAGACGUCUCUGUGGUGAGAAGUCACGAAAAUCUUGCUGCUGAAAUCCUUCCAGUGGAAUAUAGGGAAAUGUUUAUUCGGCUACAACAUGAAAACAAGAUGCUCCACUUACAACAAGAAGGGUCUGAAAAUGAACGAAUUGCAGAGCUUCAAGAGCAUCUAGAACAGAAACAUCGGACAAUAAAUGCAUUAGAAACAGAAAACAGGCUGAGCAAGGAGCGUGUUGGAGAGCUACAGCAGCAAAUUGAGGACCUCCAGAAGACAUUGCAGGAGCAAGAGUCCAGAACAGAAGGUGAAGGGUCUAGCAAAUUGAAGGCAAAGAUAGCAGCACAUAUGGAGAAGUUGAGUGAAGUCCAUGAUGAGCUGCAGAAGAAAGAGGCUCUUCUUGCAGACCUCCAGCCAGAUUUAAAACAAAAUGCACAAAAAAUUGAAGAACUGGAAGCUGCUUUAGAAAAAAAAGAUGAGGAUAUGAAAUCAAUGGAAGAGAGGUAUAAGAUGUACUUGGAAAAAGCAAGAAGUGUCAUAAAAACUUUAGAUCCCAAAUUAAACCCAGCAUCUGCUGAAAUCAUGUUGCUAAGAAAACAGUUGAUGGAGAAAGAUAAAAGAAUUGAAGCACUUGAGGGAGAAUGCAAAGUGGCCAAGCUGCAUGACCAUGAAGAAAAGUUAAUUGUGUCAGCAUGGUAUAACAAGAGCUUAGCAUUUCAUAAACUUGGUAUGGAAUCCAGACUCAUAAGUGGGAGCACUGCCUACAAAGACACUACUUCCUGCCUGUCGGCUCGCUCUUUCCUUGCUCAGCAACGGCAUGUCACCAAUACGAGGAGGAAUCUUUCCGUAAAAGUACCUCCUGCAACAUCAGAUUAAACCACCAAGGAUAUUCGUGCACUAAAGUGUCCUUAACUUAUUUUUGUUUUAAACUACUUGACAAUGAAUGAGAUGGUGAUGCUGGGCAUCUGCUAUUUUAAAGAAGAGACCUUCUGCUGUCAAAUGAAAUUUGACCAGCUGAUUAUAAGAAGCAAUGUGUGUCUAACCAUUUUUUCUAUGUUUAAAAAGUCUGGAGUUAUGUGCUGAUAAAGGGUAUUCCUAAAAGGUUUAUAUUUGUCUUUAUAUAUAGGAAUACCAAAAUUGGCAACAUAUUAAAAAUGCUAAUUAAUGUUUUCAGUCAAGGAUGAUUACUUAUUUUAAUGGGAGUAAAUUUUAUUAAUGGGGUGUCUGAAAAGAAAAGUAUUUUUUUCACAAUUUCAUUCUACUAUUUUUUUUAAAAAACAAGAAUAACCAAACAUCAAAAUGCAUACUUGUCAUGCAGCAUGCAGAGAUUUUUUUAAAAAAUAAAAACUUCUAAGCAAAAUAUAACCAAAAUAAAUCACUGAUUCCAGACUUGAUUCCUGACACUGAAGCCUGUUCAAACCCUGUUGAGCCCUGACUCAACUGGUAGAUAAAGUAAAGUCAUUUUAUGUAGAUAAAGUAAAGAUCUUUCCCUUUUUAAAGAGGUGAGAUCAGCACAGCCCAGAUUGUCAGUGUAUUUAAAAUGAAUUAGCAGUCUUUUUAAAAAAAUAAUCCUUUUGCUAUAAAUUAUAGCACAAGUUGCAAAGCUAAUCUUAACUAAGAUUUUCUUGAUAUUAGUUCAGGCCUUGGCUGCAGGAUUUCUGAGUGGCACUGUGGGUUUCUGACUCUUUGUUGUUCUGCUGCUUGAUCAGGAAGGGAUUUAAUACAUUGGGCUGUUUCCCAGUUAAGUGAAAGCUCUGGGCACAUACACAAUAGGCACAUGUUGCUUCUGAGAGCAGUGCUGAUGUCUCAGAAACUAUGGGCCUGGCCCCUGGAUCUUACUGUAUGGUGACCAGGGACUGGAAUAUGCCAUGUUAGAAACUUGAUGAUGUGAAUAUACUUAACAUUGCAUAGUCAAUGUUUCUCUGUAUAUGUGUGUGUGUGUGGCUGCAAUACUUUCAGAUUAAUAACUUUUUUACUAUAGAUGCCAUGGAAUUCGUAAUCUAGAAAUGCUCAUUGUUGAUUCUAAAGCAUUCUAAAAUCCUUCUUUAAUUUGAAAUAUUGAUACUUUAUAUAAUUAAAAGUGAUAGAGAGUUUGCACUCUGUCUACCUUGUCCUAGUAGUGGGCAGUUCUGCACAAAAGCUUGUUCACCAAUAAACAAGUUUGUUUUUUAAGAUUCUACAGCACUCUUUAAAAUUAAGCACAGAAUGCAGGUAUAUAUGGCACAGUAAUCCCAGAUGCAAAAGCACAUGUGAGUGCAUGUUGACCAAGGGAAAUGUAUGUUUGUUUUCAAGGUGAACUUUGAACAUAAAAAAAAACUCACUCCAAAAGUAACUACAGUACAUGUAGUGGGCCAUGGGUUUGUAAAUGCAGUGUUCAAGUAAUGUCAAAAUUCACAUAAUUGGUAAACCUCAGAUAAUAUGACUUCUGUAAUCUGAGUUGUGGGGUUUGCUUUGGUUUUUGGCAGGUCACAAAAACCUGAUGUUUAUAAUUUGGAGCUACAGUUCAGAUUUUGCAUUUUAUUAAAACCAACUUAAAAUAUGUGGCGUUUUAAGUGCAGUAUUACAUGCUGCUGUGUUUAUAGUACAUGUCUAACUACUAUAUACAGUUGUCUGCAAUUCGAGAAACUUUAGUCAAAAAAUCAACCCAAAGAAUCUGACUUAUCCAUGGGUCAGUGUAAGUACUGUACUUUAACCCUUACCGAAAUAAGGAGCCAUCUCCUUCUCUAAGUAGAAUGGUGAAAGGUAAGAGCUAAUCUGUCCCAGGAGCACCUAUCAGAAGCACUGACCGCCUCUACUCUCUCUGCCACAUCAUUUUUUCUGGCUUUUUUGAAUGCCUGAGCAGGAAAAUGGCAGUGGCAGCUCUUUGGUGCUUCCCUUCAAAGAAGUAGCAAGAGAGUAGAGGGUGUAAGUGCUGCUUUCACGUUGUCCCAGGACAGACUAAGCUCUGGCCUUUUGCCACUCUACUCAGAGAAAGGGAUUCCAGUGUUGUUACUCCAGUGAUGAGGAAUUAGGAUGUGAAGAAUUUGAAGGAUUAGACAUUUGUAUAUGUUUUUUCAGCUUUUCUGGAUUAAAAUCAGGCAAAGUUAUCACAUGAAAAUAAAAUGCUGCAAUCGCUGCGAAUGA
This is a messenger RNA of Sceloporus undulatus (fence lizard), 4070 nucleotides long. RefSeq names its product hook microtubule tethering protein 1 (gene HOOK1). NCBI's taxonomy places the organism in Eukaryota, Metazoa, Chordata, Lepidosauria, Squamata, Phrynosomatidae. The coding region runs from base 60 to 1823 and encodes 587 amino acids. Gene Ontology annotation, cellular component: centrosome; cytoplasm. The record is from RefSeq and is a predicted model, not a curated record. The transcript has 17 exons. Gene Ontology annotation, molecular function: microtubule binding; dynein light intermediate chain binding. Gene Ontology annotation, biological process: cytoplasmic microtubule organization; cytoskeleton-dependent intracellular transport.